Messenger RNA from Bradysia coprophila, 3925 nucleotides. RefSeq lists its product as uncharacterized. The record is from RefSeq and is a predicted model, not a curated record. NCBI's taxonomy places the organism in Eukaryota, Metazoa, Arthropoda, Insecta, Diptera, Sciaridae.
CCCAUUUUCCACCACAUAUGUUGUCCCGUAUCGAACGAACGAAUAUGGGAAUUUCAAGUGGCACAUCACCUAUAACCCAGCUAAAUCAAAAUUCAAUCUGCAAUCCACACAGUACAACCAGUCCGAAAACAUCGCCCAACAUUUCCUUAACAAAUUCAUCACAAAUGACACCCACCCUAACCGAUGAAAAUGACAACAACAAUAACGUUGACGAAGGAUUUGAAAACGACAACAUAUCAGUAACUGGAUCUCCCCCGUUAGCAAAUUCAACAGAAGAUGAAGAUAAACGUAGUCCGACACCCCCAACCGGUGCGUUUACAUCGCUUAUACAAAAAAAUGCUUCGUCAUUUAAGAAAAGUGAUUUCUUAUCGGGAUUUGCAUCGCACAUACAUCAACCUAAUCAGCACGUUUUUAAUCAUGCCCUGGCAGCACAAUUAUUUUUACAGUCGCCAUUAAUGCCUCAACCUAGUCAAUGGUUAUACACACAGUUGUAUGGAAAUUACAACGAUAUGCCUUGGUUUCGGAAUACAUUUCAGAAUGGCAGCAAUUUUCGGCCAACGGCCAUUAAUAAUGAAGAAAAAUGUGAUGUUGAUAAUGGUACGCUGGGCAGCCGGUCGAUAACGCUGAUUACGCAUAAUGAUGAAACGGAAAAUCGAUUGUCGCCACCGGUCAGUUCAACACGACGAUCGCUCAGUCCAACAGAUGAAGACGAAGAAGUGGACGUUACUUGCCGGAAGGGAGAUAGCAUCGGGCCAAUUCGGUGCAGAACACCAUCGAAGCAUGUUGAUGUUUGGCGGCCGUACUAGACGCUUACCAAAUAAUUUUAAUCUUUUGAACGGCGACUUCGUGCUGUGUCUUAUCUCCGAAGGAGAUUGAUGACAGAAUUGACUUAUUUGACAUCGAUUGAAACAUUUCCCAGUCGUACAGAUUGGUUUCUUUUGAAGUCAGUUCCAGCAUGUGAAUUUUUAGAUUCAUUUGAGUCCGUGAGAAAAGUAUACAAACACAUGGAUAAUGGAUAUCCAUGCGCUUUAUCCGGUGAGAAGGAAUUUUUUGUUUGAAAUUUUUCCCAACAUGAAAACAUAUCGAAUUUAAGAAACCCAAAAACAAAAAACCAAAAAUAUUUUCCUAAAAUAGUUCAACUAACUUAAAGCAGAGGCUGCUUAACUCAGUCAAUUCAAUUUAGAUUCGUUAAAUUUGUUGGACUACAGCAAUAAAAUAUAGGAUCUAUAGCACAGUAGACUGCCAUCUUCCUAACGAUUAUAUGGGAUGCUUGCAUCCCAGUCCUUUUGUAAUGUUAAGGUUCGGAACAGGUUUGGGGUUAAACUGAACCGGAUACAGGAACCUGAAUUUUUGAUUUCGGGUUUGACCCGAGUUUCACCUGAUUUUUUGUUUCCCCUUGUUUCUGAAAAUUUUUAGGUUUGGGUCAAACCCGAAAGUGAAAAUUAAAUUUCAGGUCCAAUUCGGGUCAAACCGUUUCAGGAUCAGAUUAGGUUCGGGUUGAACCCAAAAUCUCAAAUUCAGCUUCAAGUGAAAAGUGCAGAAUAACCACUUGGGUUCAUUAAUUAUUCUUUGACACUUGGAUUAAAAUAGGCAGUUACCACUCCACAAGAAAUGUCUGCACUUUCAUCGCAUUCAGAGUGAAAAGCCUUUGACCGUCUUGUUUCCUGGAAAUUUUGAAUUCGGUACUAAGCCAUAAAACGCUCCACAUUCUGCUCCGUUGAUUGAGAGUGAAAAUUUCAGAAAAUAAUCCCAAAAUCUCUCCCUUCAGUCAUUUUUUUUUUUAUCUUCUUCGUAUCUCCUUGUUGCACCUGUAUACAGUCGAAUAUCAUCAUUUUCGAAAAUGGUUCCGUCUCUCGUUGACCAAGCAAGAAUUUUGUAUAAAGUAGAGAUUCGGAAAUUUCAAAAUUUGGAGCUUUAUAAGUUUAUCUGAUUGUGGAAAGUUUGGCCAAAAGUUACGUAUUUGAAAGAAAUGUUAUUAAUUCUAUGUGAUUUUCUAGUAUCUGUUGAAAAAUUCUUAAAACCCAACAACCUAGCAGAGUUUGCAAAAUUUUGCUAGACGUUCCUUCUGGUCAGAACCUCUUCAACCACACCAACUGCUAAAAUUCUUAAUAUAAAAUGCAGGCCGUCGAGAGUUAUACAAAAUACCGAUGAGAGUUAUUUUGUAUGGCCGAUAAGCACUAUAAGAGUAAUUUUUCCCUUUUUGUCUGAUAGGUACGAUAGAUUUGAAAGGACAGAGUUUUUAUUUUAUGAAGACCUGCAAUACUAGUGCUAGAGCUAGAGCUCUACCAGAACAACCAACGCAUUCACUUGGAACGGCUGACAUUUGGGCCUUAGCAAAAUGUCAGGAUUUCGCCCAUUUCAAGGGAAUGCCUUCAGGCCAUUCCACUCAUUGAAACGUUUUCUAAUAGUGCUAGCAACUACUUUAGGCGAAAUUUGAAAUCAAAAAUUGAAAAAUCAUAGCUGAGACCUUAAUACACCGGCAAAACCGAAUUCUAGCCGAAAUAGUUUAUCAUUUUCGAAACCAUUCAUAAUGGAGUACAUCUCGUGUCGAAUAUUGGUUUCUACUAAAAUACGUUCUUUGAUGUGUAGUGUACACACACUUCUUGUAAUGAUUAAAGAAACAAACUCUAGUCUGUAUAUUUCGAUAAUUUAGCAAAAUUCGUACGUUUUUAAGAGUAAAAUAAAUACGAGCAGGGAAAACGAUUAGAUGAAGAAAUGACCUAUGUUUCUAUGGUAAUCAAUGCUAUCACAUAUAAUGGUUAUAGUGACGCCAGGGUUUUCGUUUGUACAGCGCUGCUACCUAUUCUCCAGUGCGGUAUUUGAUUAAAUUUGUCGUUCGAGGGCAAAGCUGAAAUUUAGAAGUCUAUGUAAAUAUCUUAAGCAGAAUAAAGGUUAAAUGCAAUUAAAGGUAUUAACACAGCCCAACCCUGAUUGAACCCAUACACCACAGAGUGUUCGAUGACACUGAUUACUAUAGAAAUAUCCAUUUUCAUUUUAAUAUUGAAAAAAAACUAAUUUGUGUGGGGGAGUUGCGGGAAGCGGUGAUGUUGAUUAAACAUUCUAUAUUUAUGAUGAAAUUUACAUUUCAUUAGACUGUUCGAAUACCAUGAUUUCAAAGAUUUCGUUGGUUUUGUAAUUUUUCGAAUUCAACUCUAAUUGAUCGUUUGAAUCUAAAAAUGAGAAACGUGAGAAAUAAUUUCCUUCUCUGCCAACUGGAUUAUCCAUCGAGAAAUAGAUUCCGUUGUAAUUCAAACUUUUCACAAACAUUUGAUCAUUUGAACAUUUACAUAUUGCAGUUUUUCUAGGUUUUGAUAGUAAACUUUGCAGAAAUGUGACACAUUUAAAAAAAAUUUUGGACUUGUGAAGGCUCACCAACGCUUUCAUAUCCGUUAAAAAACGAAUGUGUUUCAAAUGUGUAUCAACUUUUUUUUUCGAAUGUUAUACCCCAAUACAUUUUAUGCUUAAUUCGCAUUUUUAUGGAUAGUACUUGGCCUGUAAAUUUCUUUAUAUAUUCAAUUAAAUACGGGAUUUAGAGUCAAAAAUCAACGUUUCCCGCAACUCUCUGUAAUUUUCAACUGAAACUAUUGUAACUAUAAAUCUUAAUUGUAAAUAACUACUCGGUAGAUGUAUUAAUUCAAAGCAAACCAAAAAAAAACUAAAAAGAAUCGAAAAAAGUUUUUACAUAAAUUUAUCAAAGUUAAAAAAUAAAAUAAAAAAUUAAAAAAAAUGUAAUUUGGUAAAAUAUAGCAUCGACACGACAUUUUGAUUUGAUAUUCAAAAUAUUGUUAUCGGUACCUACACCUACAUUAAGAAGGUCACGUGUCUAGUAUUUAUAAUGAGAUUUAAAAGUAAAAAAAAAAAACAGAAGAAACUAAAUUAAUUAAUAAUUUAAAUGUACGUAGGUAUUGUAAAGAUGAAUAUAUAA